Messenger RNA from Archocentrus centrarchus (flier cichlid), 8397 nucleotides. Its product is annotated as AT-rich interactive domain-containing protein 1B-like. The coding region runs from base 192 to 7091 and encodes 2299 amino acids. Gene Ontology annotation, cellular component: nucleoplasm; SWI/SNF complex; brahma complex. Gene Ontology annotation, biological process: regulation of transcription by RNA polymerase II; chromatin remodeling; positive regulation of DNA-templated transcription. The transcript is spliced from 22 exons. Lineage: Eukaryota; Metazoa; Chordata; Actinopteri; Cichliformes; Cichlidae. Gene Ontology annotation, molecular function: DNA binding; nucleosome binding. The record is from RefSeq and is a predicted model, not a curated record.
UUUCAACAUGAAGCCUCAUUGACGCACCAUUUUACCACCACAGCAACACCAGCGCCAGAACGAAGCUUGCUUUUUCUCUGAAUAGAUUUUUGACCCCCAAGCUUGUGUUUUUCCUCCCCUCUUGUAUUAUUUCGUGUGUGCACGGCUGGUCGGGGCUUGCUGUCACUGCGCGCUGAGAUGUUGGAGUGACCAUGGCUGCGCAAGUGGCAUCGGCUCCGACCAGAACUAAUAACAAAAAUAAGAAAUUAGCCGGCGGUUUGGGUCCCGAGCUCAAUUCGGGGAAAUCCGGAGGAGGUGGAGGAGGAGGUACAGUACAGCGAACUGGACCGAUGCUGGGUGCUGGAGAUGGGACUCUGAAUAAUGUAGAUCAUCACCGCCGAAACGAUCUCAGCAUGGUCCAUUCAACUUCCACGAGUCACAACGUUCCGGACAGCCACGACAAGGCUGGGAAUAACCUCACGUCCGCCACGGCGUCGACCAAUUCAACCACUUCCUCGAUGGAAUCGGGUCUGAUCGCGAACCACAAGCUGAAAUGUGUGGGGAGCGGAGAUCCCCCUCAGUCUCAACCGCCGCCGCCGCAGCAGCCGCCGCAAUUCGGCCAGUUUGCGCCACAUCAGCAGCGACAGAUGCAAAGUAACAACACCACCAAUAACAACGGCCAAGUGCCCCGUGGGGACAGAAGUAUGGAUCACCAACACCACAGCGGCAAAGAGAACCUGUUGGGGGGCCAGGAGGAGCCACAGCAGCAGCACAUGACAGGGAAAGGUGAAGUGGACCUCACCUGUAAACCCUCCGAGAGGAUGAUGGGUGCCAGGUAUGAACAUUCCAACUUGGGGCCACCAAAUAACAACUCCGAGUUUAAUAACAACUAUUAUACUCCAAGGCCCUGCUAUGAGCAACAUGGCGGGCAGCAGCAACAAAGCGGUGGGAUGGGGAUAACGCACUCCUCGGCACAUAACAGCAUUGAGAACUCCCACGAAGCAGGGUACCACAACAGCCAGUACAGCCAGUAUCCGGCGUACCGAGCGGGCUACGGCGGCGGGGGCUACGGGAUGAUGGGCCCCUCAGGAUGUCGGCAACCUGGAAACAUGAUGAUGGGCAGCAACUCCUCAGCAAGUCAUAGCAAGUCUCCUCUGGGAGCUGCUUCGGGUGGCUUUCAGAGGUUCCCGGGACAAACUCAGCAGCAGCAUCCUUCGGGGGCCACCCCGACCCUCAACCAGCUGCUGACUUCCCCCAGCCCGAUGAUGCGAGGCUAUGGUGGUGCCUAUCAGGACUAUACCGGCCCUACGGCCCAGCAACAAGCCGGCAUGGGCCCGGGAAAAGACGUGGGGCCCCAGUAUGGAGCCACUUCGGCUCACUGGGGAGGGCAGCAGAGAAGCCAUCCGCAUGUCAUGAACCCCGGCAACGGAGGGCAAGGCCUCGGCAGGACGCAGGUUUCCUCCAUGGACUUCAUGGCUAUGAAGCGCUCACAGCUCUAUGGCAUGGCCAACAAUCCCUACUCCACCCCACAGCAGCCAGGAGGCGGACCCUAUCCCCCUAGCCAGCCAUACACGUCGCCUCCCCCUCAUCGAUACCCAAUGAGCCUACAGGGAAGGGGCCAAAUGGGCAUGGGUGGCAUGCAGUAUCCUCAGCAGCAGCAGGUGGUGCCAUAUGGCCAACAGGGGAUGGUUGGCUACAGCCAGCAACCACAGCAGCAGCAGCAGGGGGGGCAGCAGGGAACCCCUCCAUACUUCAGCCCCCCCCAUCAGACUCCUCCAGGACCAACCCAGAGCCCCUACCUGCAGCCUCGACCGCCACUGCAACAGGAGGCCCAGCAGGAGAGCUACAGCAUCAGGGGUCCUACCCCAGGGAAUUCUGGGAAGGCUAACAAUGAGGACAACGUCUCCCAUGAGCGCCCCUCCAGUCUGCCGGAUCUGUCUGGCUCGAUUGAUGACCUCCCCACCGGGGAGGCUGGUCUCGGCUCGGCCGUCAGCGCUGGCGGCUCCUCCAGCAGCAGCAGCAGUAGCCAAGGGGAGCAGGGAGGCACUGGUAACCAGGGACAGUCCCCCUUCUCCCCUCAUGCCUCCCCACACCUCCCCAGCCAGAGGAGCGGGCCCUCUCCCUCUCCUGUUGGCUCCCCUGCAGGCUCCACUCAGUCCCAGCAGUCCCGAUCGGGUUCUGGCCCCAUCUCUCCUGCCAGCGCACCCUCUGCCAACACCUCUGCGCCAGGUUCAGCCAUGGCCCCACAGAACUCUGGGAACGGACCUGAUGGAGCUCACCCACCAAUCACACGCUCACCUAUGGCUCAGGACAGAGGGUUCAGCAUGCAGAGGAUCCAAGCUGGCUCCCAGUUUGCUUCUCCACAGACAGGACCUCCGAUGUCCCCGCACCCUUCACCUGGGGGCCCGCUGUACCCCGGAGUGGGUCCGUACUCCCAGGGUGGCCCCACGGGCCCUUACGGACCGCACGGACCUCAGUAUGGACACCAAGGCAACUACCCACGGCCCUCCAACUACAGCGGGACAGCGAGUACCAGCUACAGUGGCCCCAGCCCCGGCAUAACCAACAGUCUGGGCAUGAACGCUACCAGUCCCAUGCACGGCCAGGGGCCCGGCCAGCCCGUACCCGGAGGACGCGGCCCAGGCACAGGCAGCCAAAACAGGGUGUACCCAGCCAUGGGUCCCAGUUCCCCCAACAUGCCCCAGCCAGCUGGGCCCGGGAUGGGUCCUCCUUCUUUGGGUAGCUCUAGCCGCAAGACCCAGGAGGUGGCAGCAGCUGCCAUGCCGGGAUCUGCCAACUCAGUACACAGCAGGCUGCCUCUGUACACGAGGCCCCCAGCCCAGAUGCAGCUCCGCUCCACCCACUGGCCCACACCCCACCCUUCUUCCACCUGUCCACCACCUUCAUCUCCACCCAGACCUCAUCCUCCACCCAUCCUGGCACCUUCACCUUCACAGCAUCAUAGCAGGCAGGGCAGCUACCAAGGCCCUGGCAUGAGCCAAGUGAGCACUGUCCCCUACAGUCAGCCAGCGGGCAGCAUCACUUCAGCCACAGGCAACACACAAGGACCAAGCUACAGUAUGCCUCCUUCAGGAUCCGUGGGACUGUCAGGAGACGGCAUAAUGAGCCCCGAUGGUAAACCCAAAAUGGACAUCAAAGAUGACGGCGGCCCCGCCAACGAGCCCCACAAACCAAAGCUGCAAGACGGUUACAUCAACAAUAACAGCAGCGGCGGCUCCCAGCAGUGUGUGUCCCAGCCAGCCACUCCGGGCGGUGCCCUACCGGUGCCCUCCCCCCUCUCACCGAGCCCCGCCAGCCUGUCCUCCUACCACGGAGAUGACAGCGACAGCAUCAGCAGCCCCCCCUGGCCUCUCAAGACUCCCUCCAGCCCCAAAACCAACCCUAACUCCUCCUCGUUCAGCGGCGAACGAAUCACGCGUCUGUACGAGCUCGGCGGAGAGCCAGAGAGACGAGGCUGGGUGGAGCGAUACCUGAAUUUCAUGGAGGAGCGGGGCACGCCGGUUAGUCAGCUUCCCACUGUGGGCAAAAAGCCCCUGGACCUCUGGAAGCUCUACACGGCUGUUCGGGAAAUAGGAGGCCUCGCCAUGGUAAACAAGAACAAGAAGUGGCGUGAGCUGUCCAGCACCCUGAACGUCGGCACAUCCAGCAGCUCUGCCAGCUCACUGAAGAAGCAGUACAUCCAGUAUCUGUUUGCCUAUGAGUGUAAGAUGGAGAGGGGGGAAGAGCCUCCAGCAGACAACAGCAGCAUGGCUGGAGGGGACAACAGGAAGCAGGUCAAGAUCCAGCCGCCUUCACCUGCUAAUUCAGGUGGCUCCCUCCAGGGCCCGCAGACACCUCAGUCCUCUGGCAGCAGCUCCACAGCAGAGGCAGCGGGGGACCUGAAACCCCCCACUCCUGCCACCACCCCUCUGGGACAGGUCACACCACUGCCCCCCAGCAGGAGUAGCGUGAGCAUACAGGACCCCUUCUCGGAGGUGAGCGACCCGGCUUUCCAGAAGCGGACCCCCACCCUGCCCCCCUCAGUUCCGUACCAGCAGAGCCUCAGUGUGCCUGACAUGAUGAUGAGGAUGCAGUACGAUGCCAAGGACCCCUUCGCUGGGAUGAGGAAGAUGGCCGGAGCAGAUCCUUAUAUGCCAGGCCAGAUGCCUGGAAGUGGUAUGCAGGACAUGUAUGGUCGGCCCCCAUCAGCCCUGAGUAUGAGCCAAAGGUCGCAGUACCCAUACGGACCAGGCUACGACAGGAGACCGGACCAUAUGAUGGGGAUGGAGGGGACCAUGGGACCCCCGGGGAGUCAGAACAACAUGGGACCUGCCAACAGUGAGGGCAACAUGUACUCACCCAGCAGAUACUCUUCACAGCAGAGGCACGAUGGCUACGGUCAGCAGUAUUCCAGCAUGCCGUACGGGAUGCAUCCAUCUGGGAUGUACCCACAGCAGCAGCAGGGCUACAAACGUCCGUUGGAUGGAAUGUAUGGCCCCCCACCCAAGAGACACGAGAGCGACAUGUAUGCCAUGCAGUACACCAACCAGCAGCCGGACAUGUACAACCACUACAGCAGUGGUUACUCUGAACACAGACCCAUCCAAGGACAAUUUCCCUAUCCGUACCCCCGUGACCGUAUGGCCCCCUCGGGCCAAACCCAGCACAGUAUGCUGGGUGCAGGGCCCCCUCCUAAUCACACUGCUGAUGGGCCCAACAUGUGGCCUUCAAGAACAGACCUCGGCUACCCCUACCCCAGUAGACAGGGAUCACAAAUGCCACCAUAUGGCCCGAUUGGUAGAGAUGACAUGGACGGUCGGCCCGGGCAGGAGCAGUGGCACCGUCAGUCUCCGUACAUGUCAUCAUCAGGUGGCAUGCCUCCCUUGUCUUCACGCCAGCCAUCAUCUUAUUCCAACUGCCCAUCCAUGGCAAACCACCUGCCCAGAGCACCAAGCCCAGGGGCCUUCCAGCGCUCCAUGGACUCUCGAAUGUCACCCAGCAAAGCACCAUUCAUGUCAUCCAUGAAGAUGCCUAAGCCCAACCUGGCCAUGAUGGGAUCACAGGGCAGUGGACCAAUUGGGCACUUUCCUCCUAAUCUGAGGAGGGACCUCAACUACCCACCGGGCUCAGUGGAGGGCACCCUACCAAUUCUCAAGCAUCGACGCAAGCUAACCUCCAGGGACAGUGGAACGCCUGAGGCCUGGCGCGUGAUGAUGUCUCUGAAGUCUGGCCUGCUGGCAGAGAGCACGUGGGCACUAGAUACCAUCAAUAUCCUGCUGUAUGAUGACAGCACAGUCGCCUCCUUUAACCUCUCCCAGUUGCCUGGAUUCCUUGAGCUCAUUGUGGAGUACUUGCGCCGUUGCCUGAUUGAGAUCUUUGGCAUCCUGGAAGAAUUUGAGGUGGGGACUCAGAAGCGGUCCUUGAGUGCAGCUUCUACACAGAAAGAAAGACCUGACCAGAGCUCUGGCUCUCCUGUUCAACCUGAGCCUGAGCACUCCAAAGCACAGGAGGCCCAGGUGGCGCAAACAGGGGGUAUCACGGAGGAAGGGACACCUGUCACUGCGGAGCCAGCCAAGGAGAACGGCGAAACGGGGGAGUCCAACAUGAAAAGGGAGGACAAGAAUGAAGAAGAUGGUGAAAAGAAGGGAAAUGAAGAAGAAGAAGAGAUUGAAAAGGCGACAGAGUGUAAAACAGAGUCUGUGGAUCAGCCUGCAGCAGAGUUGGAACAUAAACCCAAACAAGCCAGCAAAUAUGAUAAGUUCCCCAUCAAGAUCGUUCACAAAGAUGACCUGACUGAAGACAUGACAGGUUACAUCACUGAGUUUACCAGUGGGUUACUACACUGGCAGGCUGGUGGAGGCGACUCCACAGCACACAUUCAGACACACUUUGAGCCCCGGAUUGAAGCACUUGAAGAUGAAACCAUAAGAAACAAGAGCAAUCAGGAGAAUAAGGUGGACGAUGAAAAGAAACCAUCACUGAAACAUAUCACAGCGACUAUUGAUGAUGUUUUGUGUGCCAGGGUUGAUGCCCUCGCCUACGGCCACCCUGCACGUUCCCUGCCAUCUUACCCUUUCAGGGUGCAUCCAGAUGGGGAGGAGGACCACAUCACCUUGCUGGAGGAUGAGCCACGCUGUCUGGACGAAGCUCCGCUCUCCACGGCGUCUGCCUGGCAGGACUCGCUGUCCAAACGGUGCGUCUGCGUCUCCAACAUUGUUCGGAGUCUGUCCUUUAUCCCUGGGAAUGACUUGGAUAUGUCCCGCCAGCCUGCUCUGGUUCUUCUGCUGGGCAGGCUGCUUCUGCUGCAGCACGUGCACCCUGAGCGGAACAGGUUCCCUCCUAGCUUCCAGAGAGAUGAGCAGCAGGAGCGGGGGCUAUCGAGCAGUAAAAACGAGUGGUGGUGGGAGUGUCUGAGUCUGCUCAGGGAGAAUGCUAUGGUCACUCUUGCCAACAUCGCUGGCCAGCUGGAUCUCUCCACUUAUCCAGAUACUAUCUGCCUUCCCAUCCUGGAUGGCCUCCUCCACUGGAUGGUUUGCCCCUCAGCUGAAGCCCAGGACCCCUUUCCAUCAGCAGCACCCCAUUCCCAGCUCACUCCACAGAGGCUGGUGCUGGAAUGCCUCUGCAAACUGAGCAUCCAGGAGGGCAAUGUGGACCUCCUGCUAGCUACGCCACCUUUCAGCCGACAGGAAAAACUCUUCACGGUCUUGGUGCGCUAUGUGGGUCAGAGGAAGGCCCAGGUAUACAGGGAGAUGGCAGUGGCUGUGCUCUCACACCUGGCGCAGGGAGACCCAACAGCAGCACGUGCUAUAGCCAUGCAGAAAGGCAGUGUGGGUAAUUUGGUAGUUUUCUUGGAGGAUGGUGUUAGCAUGGCGCAGUACCAGCAGAACCCUCACAGCUUGCUACACAUGGGGCACCCUCCCAUGGACCCACCCAGCAUAAACAUGAUGUGCAGAGCAGCUAAAGGCCUGCUGGCUAUGGCUAAAGUGGAAGAGAACAAGAAAGAGUUUGUACUGUAUGAAAGCAGAUUAUUAGACAUCUCCAUUUCCUCGGUGCUCAGUGCAGGAGUGGUUGCCAUUAUUUGCCAAGUUCUGUUUCACUUAGGGAAAUUAUGACAUGAGGAGCAGCGUGACUGGCGCGGCACGCACUAAGGCCAACAAGUGUGGUUUUCUAUUUUUAUUUAUUAAAAUGACAGAAAAUGUUUGUGUUUUUUUAAAGAAAUAUCAGCAUAUACAAAAUGUAUCUAUAUAUAUGUAUAGCUGCUGGGCGAUGUUAAAAAAAGUGGGUUUGGGAUUUGAAAGCUCAUUUUAAUACAAAUAUUUAAUACCUGCUGGUGUUGGAUUGCUGCGUUUGAUAGUUUUGUUUGCCAUUAAUUUUUCUUUGUUUACUUUUUCAGCCAAAGCUGCCACCAGAUUUUGGUGCUGAAUUCUGUGGUUCCUUUUGAGUCGAUGAGAUGUUUUUCAGUUUUAUAAAUGCCAAUAUACUCAUCAACAUUUUGUUAAUGGAGAGUAUUUAUUUAAAAUGUGACACUGUACAGUAGUUUGAACUUUUUUGCCAACAGUGGUGGACGGAAAAAAAAUGAGUUUUUAAAUUGAAAUGUAUAUGUCUCCAUCGCUGGAAGAUACAUUGUGCAAUAGGACUUAGAGCAAGUUGUCCCUUUUGAAAACCAGAGGAUGUAAAGCUUCAGACACCUGCAGUGUGUGCUCAAGGCCAUGAGGAGGCAGCAUUGCACCAGCCAAUCAACAUCAGAGCAGAGCACCUGUCAAAGAAGUGUCUAAUUGAUCAAUCAUAGCCUCAAUGACUCUCACAGAUGAGCUUUGUGUUUCCUGAUCAUGUGUUAUGUCUGUAUUUUUUCAUCACUGUGUAUAUAAACUGUUGUACACAUGAUUCUUUCAGUCUUUAUCUAGCAUAGCAGGAGAUGGGACUUUCUGACUAUUACAACAAAUGCUUUUAUUGUUGGUAAAUUUGGUAUUGUUAUUAUACAUAUUUUGUUAAUGGGGUCAAAUAUUUGAACAUGGCAGAUGUAUCUGAUGUUUCACUGUAAAAAAAAAAAUCCUGUAUGCAUUGUAUUAUAGCUGAGAAAACAAUCGCUUUGGUAAUCAAACAUGGAAGUGCCAGGGUGAGAGGAUGACUGUGGAGAUGCUACACAAGGAAACUGAGCAUAUUUCUGUUCGUUAAUGUCCUCCAUUCAUGUCAGCGGACAUAUUUUUGAAUCUAGACGAUGCUCUAAAACAAAACAUGUGAAAAGAUCCUUCAAAUGUCCUGAAAGCUCAUUGUAAAAAAAAAAAAAAAAAAAAAAUGCCUUUUUUCAUAUGACUCCAUGUCUCUUUUAUUCAGUAUACACAUUUAUACUCUGUGCUGCACAUGUCACAAAUAAAUGUACAAUGAACAUUGUUAAGCACUGGAGACCUUGCAUUAUGU